This is a messenger RNA of Fusarium falciforme, 771 nucleotides long. RefSeq lists its product as hypothetical. The transcript has a single exon. NCBI's taxonomy places the organism in Eukaryota, Fungi, Ascomycota, Sordariomycetes, Hypocreales, Nectriaceae. The record is from RefSeq and is a predicted model, not a curated record. Bases 1 to 771 code for a protein of 256 amino acids.
AUGUAUAUCAAAGGACCUCACGGCGAGGCUGAUAUUUCAGUCUUGCGAAAGUUGAUCCGAGAGAACCCUCUUGGUCUUCUCACCACAGCCAUCUCUUCUCCCAACUUUGAUUUUCUUCAGUCCAGCCAUAUCCCCUUUGUGCUAGACGUCGAAGAUGAGUCAAGCGAGACCGAACUGGGAAAGCUGCGAGGCCACCUGGCGAGGGUGAAUCCUCAAAGCAAGGCCAUGAUCGAGAGCCUCUCUGAGAAUCCCCAGCUGAACAACGUCAUUGAGCAAGACGUCAUAGUCAUCUUCAACUCUCCGAUUCAGCACUAUGUUACGCCCAAAUUUUACACAGAAACAAAGCCCACCACUGGCAAGGUCGUUCCCACAUGGAACUACGCCGCAGUACAAGUCUACGGCCGCGCCAAGGUAUUUUACGACACCAAGGCCGAGGAGACGGGCCAGUUCCUCACGAAGCAAAUUGGCGACCUCAGCUACCACGCCGAGACUCAAGUCAUGGGCUUCACCGGCGGCGAUAACCCCGUGGACUGGAAGCUGACAGACGCCCCGGACCGGUUCAUCCAGCUCCUGCAAAAGAGCAUCAUCGGCAUUGAGAUUGAGAUUACAAAGAUGGGAGGAAAGUUCAAGAUGAGUCAGGAGAUGGGUAUGGGUGAUCGUGAGGGUGUCAUCAAGGGAUUUUCGAGGUUGGAGUCUGAGAGGGCGCAGGAGAUGUCCAAGCUUGUGCAAUAUCGAAGCGAUCUGAAGGAGGCAAAGAAGGCCCAGGCAUGA